Messenger RNA from Torulaspora globosa, 1845 nucleotides. Its product is annotated as sugar porter family MFS transporter. Gene Ontology annotation, cellular component: plasma membrane. Lineage: Eukaryota; Fungi; Ascomycota; Saccharomycetes; Saccharomycetales; Saccharomycetaceae. Gene Ontology annotation, molecular function: carbohydrate:proton symporter activity. Bases 1 to 1845 code for a protein of 614 amino acids. The transcript has a single exon. Gene Ontology annotation, biological process: carbohydrate transport; transmembrane transport. The record is from RefSeq and is a predicted model, not a curated record.
AUGGUAGGCUGCUGGAUGGUUCUUUUGUUUGUUUACAGGGGACUAAGUGCACUGAGAUUGAGAAUGUCAGGACGUGAAGAAGAUAUUAUAGUUGCGGGAAACUCUAAUUCGCAGACGAACUCUAACUCGACGUCGUUGAACGAGAAGUCCGAUAGGACUGAUCGGGUAGGCUUAGAUAGUUCCGGUUACGCCAAGGACGGGGGAGCAGAUCUGGAGCAGUACAGAAGCCAUGACGUAAAUGACUCCGAGAAGGACGAGAUGACCAUUCUGGUCAAGGAGGCUGACCGGCAGUUGAGUGGAAUGAAGAAGUCAGAUCUGGUGUUUGUGUCGGCGUGUUGUGUGAUGGUUGCGUUUGGUGGGUUCGUCUUUGGCUGGGAUACGGGCACAAUCUCUGGGUUUGUGAAACAGACCGAUUGGAUCCGGAGAUUUGGUUCGGAGAGGCCCGACGGCACGCACUUCUUGUCCAAUGUGCGGACCGGGCUGUUGGUGUCUAUCUUUAACAUUGGCUGUGCUAUCGGAGGUGUCCUUCUUGGUAAGUUAAGUGACUUGUACGGCAGACGUGUGGGACUGAUGAUCGUGGUGGUCAUUUACACGAUCGGGAUCCUCAUCCAGAUCUGUUCCUUCAACAAAUGGUACCAAUACUUCAUUGGCAGGAUCAUAUCUGGUCUUGGUGUCGGUGGGAUCACGGUGAUGUCGCCCAUGCUGAUCUCUGAGGUGGCUCCCAAGCAGAUUAGAGGUACCCUGGUUUCGUGCUACCAGUUGAUGAUCACUGGUGGGAUCUUCUUGGGCUACUGCACGAAUUUCGGUACUAAGAACUACAACAACUCCGCCCAAUGGAGAAUCCCUUUGGGUCUGUGUUUCGCUUGGGCUCUGUUCAUGAUUGGCGGUAUGACUUUUGUGCCAGAAUCGCCUCGUUACCUGGUGGAAGUUGGCAAACUCGAAGAAGCCAGGCGUUCCCUGGCGAGGGCAAACAAAUGUUCAGCAGAAUCUCCAUUGGUGACUCUGGAGCUUGAGAAUUUCCAGGCUUCUGUCGAGGCCGAAAAAGUCGCCGGCGAUGCCAGCUGGUCUGAGCUGGUGACCGGUAAACCUGCCAUUUUUAAGCGUACCGUGAUGGGCAUCAUGAUCCAAUCUUUGCAGCAACUGAGUGGUGAUAACUACUUCUUCUACUAUGGUACGACCAUCUUUACAGCUGUUGGUUUGAAUGAUUCAUUCGAAACUUCGAUCGUCCUCGGUGUGGUAAACUUUGUUUCAACGUUUGUUGCCUUGUACACCGUUGACAAGUUUGGUCGGCGUAAAUGUCUGUUAUAUGGUUGUGUUGGUAUGGUCUGCUGUUAUAUUGUCUACGCAACUGUUGGUGUCACUAGUUUAUGGCCAAACGGGCAACAUCAACCAUCUUCCAAGGGUGCUGGUAACUGUAUGAUUGUUUUUGCAUGUUUCUACAUUUUCUGCUUUGCCACUACCUGGGCUCCAAUUGCAUAUGUCAUCGUUUCUGAAUCGUUCCCAUUGAGAAUCAAGUCGAAGGGCAUGGCCAUUGCCAGUGCUUCCAACUGGAUAUGGGGUUUCAUGAUUGGUUUCUUCACUCCUUUCAUCACCUCUUCGAUCAACUUUUACUAUGGUUACGUCUUCAUGGGUUGCAUGAUAUUUGCCUACUUCUACGUUUUCUUCUUCGUUCCGGAAACCAAAGGCUUGACCUUAGAAGAGGUGAACAUCAUGUAUGAGGAGCGUGUACUUCCAUGGAAAUCCGCGUCUUGGUUACCUCCACAUAGGAGAACCGCAGAUUUCAAUGCAGAUGCGUUCGCCAGGGACGAAUUGCCCUUCUACAAGAGACUUUUUACGAGAAGAUGA